Messenger RNA from Lycium ferocissimum, 1176 nucleotides. Its product is annotated as probable glutathione S-transferase. The record is from RefSeq and is a predicted model, not a curated record. The transcript has 2 exons. Gene Ontology annotation, cellular component: cytoplasm. Gene Ontology annotation, biological process: glutathione metabolic process. NCBI's taxonomy places the organism in Eukaryota, Viridiplantae, Streptophyta, Magnoliopsida, Solanales, Solanaceae. Gene Ontology annotation, molecular function: glutathione transferase activity. Bases 286 to 957 code for a protein of 223 amino acids.
AAUUCAGACCAUGCAUCUACUGAUUUGGGUCGGCUAACUCUUUACUAGUUGAAUAGAACCUUCGGCUUCCUUAAAUUCUAAACUCUUUACUAAAUCUUCCGUCAAUAUGGAAGCGUCAAACUGGAAAAUUGAUUUGUCAAAUAAGAAAAGUUGCAUUUGCUUGGUAACAAAGACACUUACUUAUUUUCAUUCUAUAAAACAAAGAACAAAAUUCAAAAGAUCAAAACCAGCACAUAAAAUUCCUAAACAUAAGUAAAGCAAAACCCAGGGAAUCAAAGUUGUGAGAUGGCAGAGGUGAAGUUGCUCGGUCUUUGGUAUAGCCCUUAUAGUAACAGAGUUGAAUGGGCUCUGAAGAUUAAGGGUGUCCAAUAUGAAUUUAUAGAAGAAGAUCUACAAAACAAGAGCCUUCUGCUUCUUGAAUCAAACCCUGUUCACAAGAAAAUCCCUGUUCUUAUUCACAAUGGUAAACCCAUUUGUGAGUCUAUGGUCAUUCUUGAAUACGUUGACGAGACAUUUGAAGGCCCUUCUAUAUUGCCUAAAGACCCUUAUGACCGGGCUAUGGCUCGUUUUUGGGCUAAGUUUUUUGAAGAAAAGGGGCAAGCAGUGGGGAAAAGUUUCUUUCUUAAAGGAGUGGAGCAAGUAAAAGCUAAAGAGGAACUUUGUGAGAUGCUGAAAGUAAUUGAUAAUGACCUCAAGGAUAAGAAGUUCUUUGUGGGCGACAAAUUUGGGUUUGCUGAUAUUGCUGCAAAUGUUGCGGCUUUUUGGCUGAGAGUUCUUGAAGAAGCAUCUGGAGUUGUUGUGGUGACAAGAGAAAAAUUUCCAAAUUUUUGUAGGUGGAGAGAUGAAUACAUUAACUGCAGUGGAAAUAAGAAAUAUUUACCUCCAAGAGAUGAGUUGCUUGUCCAUUUCAAAGGUCGUUUCCAAGCUGCUACAACUGUUGCAACUGUUGCCAAAUGAACACCUCAUAAAAAUAGAAGUGGAUUUAGAGCGAGUUUUGUGGAUUAACUGAAUGGUUGGUAUUCGUUUGAAAUAUGUAUACAUAAAAAAAAAAUAUGCAUGUAAUAAUUCGAAUUCACUGACUCUAGAUCUUGAAUUCGAGUUUGAAUAAAAUUACUUGUUAGAGAAAGUUAGCUUAGUCAGCUAUUCACAUAUCAUGAAGUGUCUCGUAUUAUUGUU